AUGUCGACCCCUCUCAAUCCAGACGCCUUUGUUCUUGCAAGCCUAAUGGAAUCUCACUUCAAGGAACUAGAUCUGAUCCCAGAACAGUUUCUCCAGAAGAAAGAAGAAAUGGUUCCCAUACUGGAAAACUGCUUGUCACACUCUUGCCUUGAAGAGGGUCUUGCAGAACAAAUUGCUGUCGAUAAAAGCAAUUCAGCCCAUCGGAUUAAACCCGGUCCGGUCGACUCUGCUUUCAUCAAGGACUGCGUGGCCCAAGUUCUGGUGGCCAGCAACAAACGCUUCAUCAAAAUUAUGCAUUGCUCCCUUGUCCAAGCUGGCAAGGAGAAAGAAGCUCAAGAGUACCUCGAAAAGGUGAGCCCUGCAUCCCGGGUCAAGCACUUUGAGUCCAUCAAGAUGUGGAAUUAUCUUACUCUGCCAUUCCAGGUGCUCAAGGUAAUGGAGGAUACGGGAUUAGGCACAAAUCCUUCGAGUUUCUUCAUGCCUACAGCACCGCCUGAGGUUUUUCCCACUCUGGCACCGGGCUGGAGGCCUGGCCAGGCUAUGGCCGACGGUAACGUUCCGUUGAGCUUGCUUUAG
Prunus armeniaca (apricot) is the source of this 576-nucleotide messenger RNA. Lineage: Eukaryota; Viridiplantae; Streptophyta; Magnoliopsida; Rosales; Rosaceae. The record is from the annotation of a GenBank genome assembly.